UCCAUCCGCCGCCCGUCCAGUUCGUCGCCCACUGGCAACCCCGCAUCGUGCCAAGCCAGCCGCUGUAGCCCUCCCGGUGCGAGCACCAGCCACAGCCGGCAAAUUACCCAGAAAUUGGACCUCAGGCGCGCAACCAUGACCUCACAGCAACCCCCACGGUCCGACGUCGCCGUGCACAAUCGACAGGGCGACUGGACAAGCACCCCUCAACCAGCCUGAGCCAGCUCGGUCGCUCAUUGGAGCUCGGCGUGUCGCAAGCCUGGAGCGUCAUGCCGAAGCGCAGUGGUCAUGUCCUCCGUCAAUAGCGACAACUUUCUCGCUGUCGCGCUCGUCAUCAACCGCUCGCGCGACGGGCCGGCCUUUGUCUUCCACUACCCGGCGCAGGUUCAGCACAAUGCUACCGACACGGGCGCCGGAGCCGAUCUCGAGGACAUACUGCUCGAGCGGUUGGUGCAACCGGCAAACCACAAUCCUUCGGUCGCGAACGAGCAGCUGCCCCGGCAGUGGGACCGUGAUGAGCACAUUGUGACAGACUCGGGCUCGCAGAUCGUGCCCUGGGAGCACGUAGCUGGCUUUCCGGCACGGGACUUGGCUGGCAUGCUGACGCCUGCGAGGCCUUACCACAAGACCCUGUUCCAGCUGUCUCUGGACCCCCUCUACUGUGUCUCCUAUCCGAUCCACGUACCUGAGAAUGGCAAGUGGAAGAAGCAGAAGAAGUCCGGCAAGGGCAAUGACGGGGACAAGGCGUCCACUGUCAUGGACGAUCAUGGCGUCUCUAACGAAGCCGACCUGUCGUCUGGCAAGCUGUCCGACAACUCGAAAGAUAAGGACUCGAAGAAGGACGGCGACGAAGACGAAAAGCGAAGCUCCAUGACCAUGUUCAACCUGGUCUUCAUCCUGAGACCAAAGACACACGAGGUGAAGGAGCUGGUGGACUCGCUCUACGUCAACGUGGUAAAGAAGGCCAACAAGGCGUACAAGUACAGCCAGCAGCAGAGCGACUUUAUCUGGAAGGAGUCGAAGCGAAUCCUGGCGGCAAAGGACAAGGCGCGUGAAGAACAAAGGAAGAUGAGCAGCCUCUGGAAGGAGAUCCUGCAAAUCUCGUCGCUCGCAGCCUCCAUGCAAGAAAUCUACACGGCCGUCUCCCAGAACAAAAUUGCGGCUCUCCACCUCGACACGCCCCUCGGCAUUCUGACCCCAUCUUUCCAGAUCCCCGUGCCCUUCUACGUGGCCGACAUUCCUGAAGACUCGGGUCGUGACCAGAGCGGCCUCUGGCUCACGACCGCCAACGCUUUCCUGAGCCAAGACACACUCGAGGAGCCCGGCUUCCUAGACCGCAACUUUGCUCUCCUCCUGAUGGACGAUGAGAAGAAGAUCAUCGCGGAGCUCCAAUCGGACGCUGAUCCGUCCACCGCCUCCAUGGUCGAAUUCGUGCGGCUGUCCAAGCCGACAAUGUCCUUUCACCAGGUCGCCCAGAGCAACAUCCUCACCCUCAGCCAAGUCCGCCGGUUCGCCCAGCACUUUAUCUACUGGCGUCGCGCUAUUGCCAUCCCACCCCUGCACGCUAGAGACGUGUAUAUUGUGUCCCCCAACUGCGACCCGCGACGUCUCCCGCAGGACAGCGUCGAGUGGCAGCGCCUGUUCCCCGUGGCGCCCCCGUUGCCCAACUUUCUCGGCGAGCUGAGUCAGAGCCCACGCCCGUACAAGCACUUUUGCCCCAGCAAGGCGCAUCGCCCCUCGUACCUGCACAUGCUCGCCUGGCUGAUGCGGCGUGGGUGGGUGACACAGCUCUGCACAUAUGCCUACGUCGUCGUAUGGCCGGAAAUCAUCUACGAGGUUGACUACGAAAUGGAGGCCGAGGAUCUGGCGGCUGCCUCCACCUCGUCGCUGGAGCAGGCGAAGCCCCCGACCAUUGUGGAGGAACACGAGCAUCCCUUGUCCCCGACAUCCACCAUUGAUACUGCACAGCAGCAGCAGCAGCAGCAGCAGCCUUCAUCGCCACCCGCAAAUCCGUCAUCAACUGAACACGUCGCCGAGCGAGCUCGUCUCGAGCGCAUCGCCACCAAGGCGCACCACCGUGCUACGGAGCGAGCCAUCACCCACGCCCGCAAGACGCCGCCUCAACCCACGCCGCAUCCAUCGCUAAACGACGCACCUCAUCUUAAAGGCCUGACGCCACACAUAAUUCUAGAUGCAAAGAAGGCAACGGGCAAGGAGGCUCGGUACUUGUCUGCCAUUGGAAAAAGAUUCACCGACGAUCGGGGCAAGCAGGCGUGGCAGCUCUUCUGCAAGUACUUUGACGGUCGCUGCGCCUUGGAGAGAGUGGCACUGCAGGAGGACAUGAAGCGGAAGGAGGUGUGGAAUCUUUUGACGCAUAUGACGGAGUAUGUGUUAUGCACAAGACACUGGUAAAGAUAGGAGUGGAAUAAGAUUCAUGUGUCAACAGAGCGCGAGAGCGCCCAGUACCAAAUUAAAUCAGAUGAUACGAGUGAGCCCAGUUGCAACGUAAAUCCGCGUCUGAUGCCAGCAGACCCGGCGAGCCAUGACGUUCGUUGUUGAAAGAAAAGAAACAGAAAUCAGACCCCGUACCACGGUACAAUCACCGCCAUCGGGCAAGCAGGGACGUUGAUGUCUUGCUCCCGAAGACCAAACUUGCGAGGUAUUCCCAGUAGUCUCCCACCGAAAUAAAGCCAAACAACCAAACAGCCAAACAUGCAAGCAAACAAGUCAAGGAAAAUGAGGUCUCUCCC
Messenger RNA from Emericellopsis atlantica, 2750 nucleotides. RefSeq names its product nitrogen permease regulator of amino acid transport activity 3-domain-containing protein. NCBI's taxonomy places the organism in Eukaryota, Fungi, Ascomycota, Sordariomycetes, Hypocreales, Bionectriaceae. The record is from RefSeq and is a predicted model, not a curated record. Gene Ontology annotation, biological process: TORC1 signaling; negative regulation of TORC1 signaling; positive regulation of autophagy. The coding region runs from base 289 to 2412 and encodes 707 amino acids. Gene Ontology annotation, cellular component: GATOR1 complex. The transcript is spliced from 3 exons.